Messenger RNA from Paramisgurnus dabryanus, 2753 nucleotides. Its product is annotated as serine/threonine-protein kinase SBK1. Gene Ontology annotation, molecular function: protein serine/threonine kinase activity; ATP binding. The record is from RefSeq and is a predicted model, not a curated record. NCBI's taxonomy places the organism in Eukaryota, Metazoa, Chordata, Actinopteri, Cypriniformes, Cobitidae. Gene Ontology annotation, biological process: protein phosphorylation.
CGGCAUUGACUUUGGCUGCAGCGCUGGUGCUACUGCUGAUUCCCUGCGUGUCCUGCACAGCUGCAGAAAGGUGAGAGAGAGAGAGAACGAGUGAGAGACUUUAUUAUACAGCUAAAGACAGCCAUUGAUAAAUAUAGUGAGAUGAUUGAACUGGGCUCAGUGGAGGAGGGCAGGAGUCUGAUAGAAGAGCUGAUGGAGUUAACAUCUCAAAGCCUGUGCAAACUGGAGAUUAAAGAGCAUUUCAACAUCAUUAAAGAGAUCGGCCGGGGCAAGUAUGGUCGUGUGCUGCUGGUCACUCACCGCUGUAAGGGAACGCCAAUGGCUCUGAAAGUGUUGCCCAAAACAUCAACGAAACUGCAAGGAUUUCUGCGGGAAUAUUGCAUCUCCCUGCAGCUGUCCUGUCACCCCUGCAUCGUGGGUCUGUUCGGCAUCGCCUUCCAGUCAAACGAGCACUAUGGGUUUGCUCAAGAGCUGGUGGUGGGUCGAGACCUGUUCGCCAUCAUUCAGCCACGGGUUGGCAUCUCAGAAUGUGCCGUCAAACGCUGUGCUGUUCAGAUCUCCAGCGCCCUCGAGUUCAUCCACCAGCGUGGCCUGGUGCACCGCGACAUCAAACCCGAGAACGUGCUGCUGCUGGACAACCACUGCCGUCAAGUUAAGCUGGCCGAUUUCGGCCUCACCCAGAGACGUGGAACCCUCAUCCACUAUAUAUCGGGCACGUUGCCAUAUAUGGCCCCGGAGCUGUGCGCCAUGGUCCUGGAAGAAGGUCAGAAGGAGGUAAAGGCUCCUCCGCUCAGCGUGCAGCCCAGUUUAGACACGUGGGCGUUUGGCGUUCUGCUGUUUUGUAUUCUCACUGGGUUCUUUCCUUGGGAGCGCUGCGACGACAGCGACGAUUUCUACGAGGAGUUCGCCGACUGGCGCCGGGAGCCCAGCACGGCCCCCGUGCCAUCUCAGUGGAAAAGGUUCACGCCUGUAUGCAUGGAGAUGUUCAAAAGGAUGUUGGCGUUGGAUGCCAAGGAGAGGUCCUCGGUAGGUGAGGUCAAAGGUUACGUGGGUAAGGAGUGGGUGCGAGCGAAGGACAUCAACGGAUGGGUCGGGGACAAUGGUGAACAGUGAUGGAGUCAUGUGACUUUUGGAAAGCCAAAACUUGGGAAUAAGAUUUUUCUUUGUAAAGGAACAUUUUUAUUAUCGCUACAUUACCUUUUUUAGCCAAAUAUACAGAUGUGAUUAUAUUGAUUAUGUGUGUACAUUGUGUUAGUGCUUUGAAAGGACUUUUACUAAGCCAUUUAUGACCUUUUCCCACAAUCCCAGUCAUUCAUCAUUUGUCUACAUUCAGAAAAUAGCACUACAACCUUCUCUGUUGAACAUUUGAUAAUCUCCUGGCAUCUGUUGCGCUUGAUGAGGUAUUGAUAGAUCUGCCCCGGUCUGGUGUUUGUUUGAGUCCUGCUCCAGAGAAACUGUCCCAGUAGGGUGUCUUCACUGGAGGUCAGGGGGUAAUUUGGCUCCCUUUGCUGCAUAUUUAGAGAGUUACACUUACAAUGUUAUGUUACCAUGAUCCCUAGUGCGGCCCACACAUGUUCUCAUCAAAGGUCUUAAAUCCCAUAAUGCAGCCCAACCUGAUCUCAUGGGAAUUUGUGCAUAUUUUACGAGUUGGCUAAUUCAGAUGAAUUCGUACAACGUGAAUCAAAUGAAAAUACGAUUAUUCGAAAAAACAAUAAUGAUGCACCAUCCAUAAUCCUAACAUCAUCACACUGGCGAAAGAAAAUCAUACAAAAAUUUACGAAUUCGGUCAUACAAAUUAGCAACCUUGUACAUUUUUUUUACAAAUUGCCGUGAACUUGUGUUCUUGCAGCCAGAUGCCCAUAAUUUAGGGCUUAACACAUUUUUAAUGCACUUAGUCUUUAUCAGUAAAUUGAAGCAAGGCUGUUGAUAAAAUGCUUUUUUAUUGAAGUGCAUCCCUAUAGUGGUCCAAUAAGAUAUUAGGACAAACCCACACUUUAAAGCUAUCAAAUAUAAUGGGAUUCAAUCACAGCAUAUUAAACUACAAAGUUUUCAGUGAAAAAAAAAGGUUUAAAAAGAAUUAAAUUAAAAAAAGGUGUAAAAAAGCUGACUUAUUUUUUAAAGUAGUUCGAUUUUAACAAAUUAAACAUUUUACCUUUUUUUGUACGCAUUUCACAUGACUUUAAAAUGACUUUAUACAUUUUACACUUAGUGAACCUUGUUGACAAUUGAUUAAAGUAUAUGUGUGAAAAAAUUGCCUAAAACAGUAGUUGAUUAAUGAAAUAUAUAUAUAUACACAAACACAUACAUUUAUACAUACAUUUGAGGUCAUAAGUUUACCAGUUAACCAAGUUCAAUAGUUUACAUACCCUUGAUUCUCAAUACUUUAUGAUGUUACCUGGUUGAUUAACGGCUGUUUUUGAAUUUUCUUCUUCAUGCGUGUCUUUCUAGAGGUCUUCUUGGGUCCAAAAAAAAUUCACCCAACCCAAAAUGACCCGAAACACUUUUUACCCGAACCCCACAUGGAUAAAUAUUUUUUAUAGACCGUUUAAUCAAGCGCAUGUGCGGUGAUGCGAUAAGGGUCUGGUCCAAACUUUACUUGCGGUUUCUGUUUGUUUAAUGGUCUGACUAGUUGCUGAAACUGAACUCUUAAACAAAUACCUCGUCGAAAAUAACAAAUGAUGUUUUGGGUUCCUAUGUAAUCUACGUGUUGUUUAUUUUGCUUAUUAUAUUAUUAAUAAAUAAACUACUUUAAA